AUGGAGCCACAACUUCACGCUACCACAUCGAGCGCAGCUCGUUCACCCGAACGUCGCGCAUCUGCGUAUGCGGGCUGGUGCGAUGCAGUCACUAGCCUUCGGAGAGAGCUAAAACCGAUUCAUACCACUGAGCCGCAAACCCGUGCAUCCGCUGCACCGACCGAUGCCGCGCCAGCCGUCAGAAGAAACCCGCCUCGCGCUGCGCGAGCUCAGAAACGCCAUCGAUCUCCCGACGUUGCCAAAGAAAAUCGCAAGCGUCGUCGCGGGGACGAUGCGCCACCCCUUAAAACGACAGUAUCGCGCCCAUCAUCGGGGCCAAGGAGAAAGCGUACCAGACGUAUGGCGGCGGAAGUGCAUAAGAUGCGAUGCGAGGCCGAAGACGCCCGGAGACUCGUCGUGGAAACGCAUGAGGCGAUAACGCUAGCUACUGCCAGUGUAAAGAAUCUUGUACAGGACAUCGAUACGAUCAGCGUCUAUCGCCCGACUACAUCCUCGCACAAGGAGGCCUCUAGGAACGAUACUGCAAACCCUACACCCAACCAUACCGGUGGUGACGCCCCGUCUCAAGACCUCAGACCCGGGCAAUCCGUGAACAAGGAACCACUUGAUAUUGAAGCCGCCAUCGCUGCCUUUAAACAGACGCAGCUGGUUGGUUCAACGAAUAUAUGCCGGUCGUAUUCCGCUACAGACCGCCGUGCUCUGGUCAAGGCCCUUUCUGCUCUAGGGAUCAUCGAUGGUUGCACAUGCCGGCCGACUCCCGAUCAACAGAGACGCAUCAACAGAACGACGACGCUGUUCCUGCGGCCUAGACCUCGCAUUGGCGUCGACGCGCAGGGUGUGCCGUUCCAAGACUGGAGCGAUUACCCGAUUGAAAAAGAUGACAACCCGAACAAAAUCCGAUGGAUCAAGCGAGAGAGCAUCAUUGAGCGUCACCUUUACGAUGAUAACAAUAAUCACAAUAUAAACCACAGUCUCGAACCUACGCGGCCGGUAGCGCUGUAUCCGCGACGUCGCAGGACGUUCGCGAAGCAGCCCGAAAUCCAAUUUCGACACAUCCCUCCGCAUAUCCUCGAUACGCUGGAAGCGUGGCACUUAGAGUUGGGGCGAUGCGGGGAUUGCAUCGUUAGGGCCAUGCGGUCGUUCCCGUUGUGGAUUGUGGGCGUGAAGUCGACCUUGCCGGAGGGAUAUGAGUAUGGAGCGCCUAUUUUCGUCAACGCCGGGAAGAACGAGAUAAUCGAAUGGGACGACGAUAUUAGGAGCUGGCGACAUUCAGUACUCGAUAAUUAUCGGUGGAUACCUGCUGAGGAACUGGAGGUCAGACCCUCAGACAGAGCGGCCGAUCCCAACAUUGUAAAUGGGACGGUUAAGGUGCCCAUCCCGCUACCGGGUUGGAUUCCCUCCGAGGGUUGA
Messenger RNA from Punctularia strigosozonata HHB-11173 SS5, 1410 nucleotides. RefSeq lists its product as uncharacterized. The transcript has 3 exons. The coding region runs from base 1 to 1410 and encodes 469 amino acids. The record is from RefSeq and is a predicted model, not a curated record. NCBI's taxonomy places the organism in Eukaryota, Fungi, Basidiomycota, Agaricomycetes, Corticiales, Punctulariaceae.